GUUUAUAUAAGUGAGGCGUAUGCACUCUUGCGUCAGCUCUCUCUCAUGUCAACAGCAGUGGAGAGCUCCGUGUUUACGGGCAGUGCGCCUUCUCUGCAGAGCCCUGCAGGCGCAGAUCUCAUUUGGAUCUAGGGUUUGCCAGGCUCUUGCAGAUGGAUCUACCAUCACACUGGGAGGAAACUCGAGCUUGGUCCUGGAUCCAGCACUGGAUGCUUCCAAGGGGUCUCUUUCCAGCCAUCUGAGAUCAUCAAUCCCCUAUUUCUUUUAACACCCACUUUCCACUUAUUGAACUCCUUGGGGUUGUGAAAGUUUCUGCUUGGUAUUAAGUUUGGAAGUUCUUUUGCAAAUAUGGUACAGAAAAAAAGUCCUGAAAUGAAGGGCUUUCACCGUUCUUUUAAGGGUCAGAACCCAUUUGAAGUGGAUUUUUUAGAGGAGCCCAGAAACAUGGAAUCUGUGUUCAACUUUGACUGCCCUUCUCGUCCUGACAUGCCUUCGAGUUCUCCUAUUGAUAUUCCUGAUGCCAAGAAAAGAACAAAGAAGAAAAAACGUUGCAGGGCAACAGACAGUUUCACUGGAAGGUUUGAAGACAUGUAUCAGCUUCAGGAUGAGGUGCUUGGUGAAGGAGCGUAUGCCAAAGUCCAAAGCUGCUUUAACUUAUUCAGCAAUAAGGAGUAUGCAGUUAAAAUUAUAGAGAAACGACCUGGUCACAGCAGAAGUAGAGUGUUCAGAGAAGUAGAAAUGUUAUAUCAAUGUCAGGGCCAUAGCAAUGUCCUGGAACUAAUUGAGUUUUUUGAAGAGGAUAAAUUUUACCUGGUAUUUGAGAAGAUGUGUGGUGGCUCAAUACUAAACCACAUUCAUCGGCGGAAACAUUUCAAUGAGCGCGAAGCUAGUUUUGUAGUAAGAGAUAUUGCUGGUGCUCUGAACUAUUUGCACAACAAAGGUAUAGCACAUCGUGAUUUGAAACCUGAAAACAUUCUAUGUGAAAGUCCACAUCAGGUAUCCCCAGUGAAGAUUUGUGACUUUGACCUUGGGAGUGGGAUCAAAUUGAAUAGUGAUUGUUCACCAAUAUCCACCCCUGAACUUUUAACUCCGUGCGGAUCUGCAGAAUAUAUGGCUCCGGAAGUGGUUGAGGCGUUUAAUGAGGAAGCAUCUAUAUAUGACAAGCGCUGUGAUUUGUGGAGCCUGGGAGUUAUCUUGUACAUCAUGCUGAGUGGCUAUCCACCAUUUGUUGGACACUGUGGAAGUGAUUGUGGCUGGGAUAGAGGAGAAGCUUGCCCUGCUUGUCAGAAUAUGCUAUUUGUGAGUAUUCAAGAAGGAAAAUAUGAGUUUCCAGAUAAAGACUGGGCUCAUAUCUCAUCUGGAGCCAAAGAUCUUAUCUCAAGGUUACUGCUGCGAGAUGCCAAAAAGAGAUUAAGUGCAGCACAGGUUUUACAGCAUCCAUGGGUGCAAGGGUGUGCACCAGAGAAUACACUCCCAACUCCUAUUAUUCUACAAAGGAACAGUAGUGCCAAAGAUCUUACAUCAUUUGCUGCUGAAGCUAUAGCAAUGAACCGCCAGCUGAUGGAGCGUGAAGAGGAAGAACAAGAAGCAGACUCUUCUUCAUGCCCUAUCAUGGUUAAAGCUACCUCUUGCUCCACUAAACUUUCUCCUCCUUCUGAAUCAAAGUUGGCGAUGAGGAGACAACAGGGAAGCAGAAGGGGUAUCUCUCCUCCUAACCUAGGCUCCCUUCUUAUUGUGAAUGACUGAGUUUACGUCUAAAAAAAAAAAGUGUAUGACUAAGCAAUGACAGAAUGAUUGUCUCCUUUUUUUUUUUUUUUUUUUUUCCUUUUCGACCUCUGGCUGUGCAGCAGUCUGAUAUUUGACUAUAAAACAGAAUAUGGUGAACUCUUGAGGUGCACUCUAAAAAAAGAUUUUAGGCACUAGAAAUUGCCUCCAAAUCAAAUAUCUGGCUGUUAAGUCUGCUUGUUUGAAAAUGCAAACUGACAGAUUUUUGGCAGAAGUCUCAUUUAAAGGAUUACUUUUUGUAUGUUUGAGGUUGGUCAAAACCUUUAAAAUGUUCACGCACUUAUUUUGUAUCAUGCUUAGAGCCAGUGUUGUUCAAAGCAACACUUACAACACGGGUAUAUCAUAGUUACAGGUAUAUGGGUGUACUAAAAUUUUGAAAUUGGCAAAACUAUGAAAGGGGGCAAUGACUGUAAAAUUGUGUUCAGUCUAGGGGAAUGUAUAUUCUGUGCAAAGCAUUUUUUAUAUCUUUGUAUAGGUUGUGGGGAAAUCUUAGGUUGUCAUUUGUUUUGUCUGCUCUGUUGAGACAGCCCUGUUGAGACAGCCCUGUAAAACUAGACACAGUCCAUAGACUAAAGUGGCAUUCUUUCUAGGCAAAGAUAAAUGGCACCCCAUUUCCUUUUUCUCCUCUGUACAAGGUAACAGAACUGCUCCCAUGUUCGUUUUUGUUUUCAAAUAGAUGUUCAGCCUUUUUAGAUGCUUAGUUUAUACAGAAAUGUACAUCUUUAUUCUCAGUGCAUCUUUAGUCUUGGGACUAACCAUUCUGUCCUUAUACUUGUGUACUAGUCAGGAAAGUUUCUGUCCUUCCUCUGUAGAUGGAAACUCCCUCAGCAACCCUUUAUUCCUCCCACUAGAUCCCCCACCUCCUCCAUAGGAGCAUAGAAUAUUAGACUCAUUAAGCUUAAAGUACUUUUUACAUCACUUGGUCACUUGAUUGUCAUAUGGGUUACACUUGGCAAAAAAAUUAAACUACUAGCAAAUGCAUAGAUCUGUUAGCUAUUCUUUAAGCCCUUUUAUAUUAGGAAAUGAAACCUAAUUAAUUUAAUCAAAUGUUUGAAAGUCUGAAAGCAGGAUGUGACAUCACAAGGUCCUGGGACUUGUAGGCAAGACUGCAGCAUUAUGCAAAAGUAUUUUGACGUAGCCGCCAUUUUUAAUGAAUACUAGCAGAAUGAGCAGACUUCGCACUGGUAUAUUUUCACCAUUUCAUUUAAUGUUUGUGUGGUUAAGAUAUCCAGUGUCCCCCCUUAUGAUCUCCCCAUUGACCCUGCAUAGCACCCUGCCACCUUAACAGUGACCCCCACAGUGCCCCAUCCCCUUAGUGACUGCCCUACCAUCCUUAAUAGUGACAUCCACAGCAGACUGCUUCCUUAACAGUGACACCUCCCCCCCCCCCCCCCUGCACAGUACCCUGUCCCCUUAAGUGACCCCUUAAUUGUGACCUUUUGUGAGAAGCUUCAGGCAGUGAAGAGACACAGGAUUCCCCCCCCCCCCCAUCCUGCAUACACAGAGCUGACAGACUGGAGGAGUUCUGCAUAGCAUUGCAUAAGAACAGGUAGGGAGAAGAUCCUGUGUAUUAGCAGUGUCAUUGUACAUCUGGAACUUGUAGUCUUACUCGUGCAACAUGCUGAGUAUACCAGCACUCAGGGUAGCACUUUUAUUCACUCCCUUUGCAGAGUGGGGGAGGGGCACAAAUAUUCAUGAGGAAAACCUCUAUUGCAGUUAAAUAAAAAGCCAGAAGAUGUGUGAAGCUGCAAGCUCCUAUUGGCUAUAACAUUUUUUGGGACUAUCUUAAGAAUUGUACGUCCUAGAUAGGUUUUAGACAGUCUCUACCUUCUAAGAACCUUUAAUUUGUACUGUAAAAAACAUUUCCUGAACCAGAGAUUAUGGAAUAGUUUUUUACAGUACAAAUUAAUUUGAUAUUACCUGAAGUCUUAAGACUGCGAAGCAAUAACUUGGGCUCAUCGGAGCUAAUACAUUCUAAUACUGUACAGAGCUCCUGCUCCGUACAGUAUUGGAACAAUGUUUUAUGCAAAUCCUUAGUCACAACAGCAAAACUGAAAUUUCAAACUGCUAAACUUUCCUGUGCCAUUCUAGUAUAUGAAUAUAGCAAGUUUCUCAGUUGUAUGAAAUCAUUUUUAUUUUCUACCAGGUUUUGCUAUUAUAGCUUUUUCUCCUCCCCCCUUUUUCUUAAAAGGUGCUGGUCCGUGAAUAUUACUUUUCUGUUGAAGUAAUUUUUAAUGGUUCUUGCCUAGAUAUUACUAGUAUAUUAUGUCCCCUGCUGUCAUAAUAGCGCUCCUAUGUAUUGCUGGUAGCCACACACUCAGAAGAUGUUCCAACUCACAGAUCGCGUACAUAGGCGGCAGUGAAUUGUUUCUACUAUUUGAGCAGGCCAGCCAAUAAAAAUGUUCUUUAGACUCUUCUGACCAACACCAGACAUGUAGAUGGAAGUUCUGAGAGGGAAUCUGAAGAGACCAUAAUAAAGUAUCUACAGUGACAUGCAAAAGUUAGGGCACCCCUGGUCAAAAUGACUGUUAUUGUGAACAGUUUGGUAAGUUAAAGAUUAAAUGAUCUCCAAAAGGCAUUAAGUUAAAAAUGACGCAUUUCCUUUAUAUUUUAAGCAAAAACUUUCUUAAAUCUUUAGCAUUUUCAAAAUAACAAAAAAGGAAAAGGCUGCAAAGCUAAAAUGUUGGCACUCUGCAUGGUUAGUACCAAUUAGCACCCCUUAAGAAUCAGUUUUUAAAAGCUUUUUGUAGCCGGUCAAGAGUAUUUCAGGUCUUGUUCAAGGGAUUUUCAUCCAUUCUUCCACGGCUGUGAGAUUCCUGGGCCGUCUUGUAUGCGCUGCUCUUUUGAGUCUAUCGAGAGUUUUUCAGUGAUCAAGGGACUGAGGACUAUGCUAAAGCCUUCAGCUUGCGCCUUUUGAUGUAGUCUGUUGUGGAUUUUGAGGCAUGUUUAGGAUCAUUGUCCAUUUGUUGAAGCCAUCCUCUAACUUUUUUUUUUUUUUUGUCUGCUUCCAGAAUUUGCUGGAAUUUCAUUGAAUCCAUUCUUCCCUCUACCAGUUAAUUGUUCUUUGUGCCAUUGGCUGCAACAAAAAGCACGAUUGCUGCACUCCCAUGCUUAAUGGUCGGAGAGGUGUUAUUUUCAUGAAAUUCGGUGCCCAUUUUUCUUAAAACAUACCUUUUUGCUCAUUGUUGCCAAAGAGUUCUAUUUUACCCUCACAUGACUUGUUUCCAAAAUCCCCUAUGCUUGUUCAGAUGUUUUGCAACUUCUGAUGCUGAAUUUUGUGGUGAGGAUGCAUGGGAGGUUUUCUUGUGAUACAACUUGUCUGUCAAGGCGAUAUUUGUGCUGGUGUUGAACAGUGUACCACAACUCCAGAGUCUGCCAAAUCUUCCUGAAGAUCUUUUGCAGUCAAGCUGGGGUUCUAAUUUGCCUUUCUAGCAAUCCCACAAGCAGCUUUGACUGAAAUUUUUCUUGGUCUUCCAGACCUUCUCAUGACCUCCACUGUUUACGUUAACUGCCAUUUCUUAAUUGCAUUUCAAACUGAGGAAGUGGCAACCUGAAAAUGCUUUGCUAUCUUAUAGCCUUCUCCUGCUGUGUGGGCCUCAAGGAUUUUUAUUUUGUUAUACAGCUGCUUAGCCAUGAAGAACCCCUGCAGUUUUUUAGGACAGUUAGGAGUCUGGGUAUUUAUAAAGCAUUGAAAUUUGCAUCACUUGGCCUUUCCAAACAAUGAUUUUGAAUAAGACUGAACCCUAGCAGGCUAUUUAAGAUCUCAGACCUCUGUCAGUUGAGUGUUCAAAUCUCCUUCGGUUUCUAUACUUGCAAGGUACUGUGUUUUGUUUUUCUUUUCCACUCUAAAAUUAGGGUUGGGUGGGGGUUGGAACAUGUAGAAACCCUAGAUGUGCCACUUAUGUUUUUGGCGGCAACACAUUAGUAAAACAUUAGCUAGAGCAUGCUACAUUUUUGAAAAGUCUGAAACACAAAUUCCACAUUGAACAUAAACGCGAGUAGAAAAAAAAAAGCUGGAUCUGGUGUUUUUAUAGCAAAGAUGGGAAAUAAGAAAAUGCCACUAAAAACUUGCAUAAAAGUGUUCUAAACAAAUAGAAUAUGGAUGGGAAUAACUGGGAGAUCACUUACUUUAAUUUUUUGGUAUUUUUUUUUAAGAAAGUUACCAUGGAGGCACAUUCUAAAGUGGUGUUUUUUUUUUUUUUUUUUUUUUAAGGGGGUUGUCCAGGAUUUUAAUAUGGACUGCUUACCUUUAGGAAAGGCCAUCAGUAUCAGAUCAGGUAGUCCAACACCCCUGCCUAUGAGCUGAUUUGUUGCAGGUCUGGAUCCUGUUGACAGGGAAUAACUUAAAGGGAACCUGUCGUCAACUUUAUACUGACCGUACUGAGGGCAGUAUAAAGUAGUGACAGAAAUGCUGAUUUCAGUGGUGUCGCACAUCAGCUAAAAGUGGUUGCAGCCCAGUCCUAAAGAGUCAAAUCUACCUGAGAAGAGUCAUGGUUAUUCAUAAUCUCCUGCUCGCACCGCUCAUUUGCUGAUUGGCAGUUCUCUCCUAGAGAAAGGGAGAAAACUAGGUAGAAGACUGUGAAUAACCAUGACUCUUCUCUGGUGGCCGUGACUCCUUUCCAGGCCCAGUCUGUAAUGUUUGAUUGCUGUCUCACACAGAACCAUGCAGAAGUAUAGGUGAGAAAUUCAUAGCAAUUCUGUGGUGUCGCAGUAUCCUCUGCUGCAUUGUUAACUAAAGGAUACAGUAUUUGCUAAAUGAUAUAAGUGCCUUAGUGCAAGUAAGAGGUUUGAACAGUCUCAUGUUAUUGCUGUGUUAGGGCAGAGGCUCUUCAUUUGAUUGAUUUACAUGUUGUGCUUUAUUAUGAAUCGCUAAAAUGGUCCACUUCAGAAAAUGAAAAUAAAUCAAAGCAUUUUUUGCCAGA
This is a messenger RNA of Bufo gargarizans (Asiatic toad), 6707 nucleotides long. It is a transcript of the gene MKNK2, whose product is annotated as MAPK interacting serine/threonine kinase 2. The transcript is spliced from 15 exons. The coding region runs from base 349 to 1746 and encodes 465 amino acids. Gene Ontology annotation, cellular component: cytoplasm; nucleus. The record is from RefSeq and is a predicted model, not a curated record. Gene Ontology annotation, biological process: intracellular signal transduction; protein autophosphorylation; peptidyl-serine phosphorylation. Gene Ontology annotation, molecular function: ATP binding; calmodulin binding; calcium-dependent protein serine/threonine kinase activity. NCBI's taxonomy places the organism in Eukaryota, Metazoa, Chordata, Amphibia, Anura, Bufonidae.